Rhododendron vialii is the source of this 2188-nucleotide messenger RNA. Its product is annotated as synaptotagmin-1-like. Gene Ontology annotation, cellular component: endoplasmic reticulum. Bases 287 to 1906 code for a protein of 539 amino acids. The record is from RefSeq and is a predicted model, not a curated record. The transcript is spliced from 12 exons. Gene Ontology annotation, molecular function: lipid binding. Lineage: Eukaryota; Viridiplantae; Streptophyta; Magnoliopsida; Ericales; Ericaceae.
GCUUCGCCUUCUCUACUAUUCUCCCGAUACGACACCGCCACCAUAGACCUCCGUGUGUUACCCUUCAACCAAAAGACAACGGAGGACAGGUCGAUCAAGCCAAUACAGAUCUUCCACCACAAGGACAGCUGGGUAAUUUUCCAUUUACUCGAGAAGAACUUGGAGUGUUUUUUUUUUUGGGCUUUUGGCAGAUUUGCUUUAGUUGGAAGCAUCCUGUUCUUGGGUUGAUUUUGUUUUCCGUGAAUUGGGUAGUGAAGACUGAAGAGUAGUAGUUCUAGACUUGCAGAUGGGUUUCUUCAGUACUUUACUUGGGUUCACCGGAUUUGGAGUUGGGGUUUCUGCUGGUCUCACCAUUGGGUAUUUCUGCUUCAUCUACUUCCAGCCCAACGAUGUGAAGGACCCUGCGAUUCGCCCAUUGAUUGAACAAGACUCGGUUACUUUGCAGAGGCUACUUCCUGAGAUACCCCUUUGGGUGAAAAAUCCAGAUUAUGAUCGUAUUGAUUGGCUAAACAAGUUUAUUGAAUAUAUGUGGCCUGUUCUGGACAAGGCCAUUUGCAAGACUGCCGAGAAUAUUGCAAAACCCAUCAUUGCUGAGCAAAUUCCAAAGUAUAAGAUUGAAUCAGCUGAAUUUCAGAAAUUAACUCUGGGAUGUCUUCCCCCUACUUUCCAAGGUAUGAAAGUCUACGUCACUGAUGAGAAGGAGUUGAUUAUGGAACCAUCUUUGAAAUGGGCAGGAAAUCCGAAUGUUGUCCUUGUUCUCAAAGCAUUUGGCUUGAAAGCAAGCAUUCAGGUGGUGGAUUUGCAAAUAUUUGCUGCGCCACGUAUAACCCUAAAGCCAUUGGUUCCAAGCUUUCCUUGUUUUGCCAAAAUUCAAGUCUCUCUCAUGGAAAAGCCACACGUGGACUUUGGACUCAAGCUUUUUGGGGCUGAUCUUAUGUCAAUUCCUGGUCUGUACAGGUUCGUUCAGGAGCUUAUCAAAGACCAGGUUGCCAGCAUGUAUCUGUGGCCAAGAACCCUUGAAGUACCAAUCAUGGAUCCAACAAAAGCCAUGAAGAGGCCUGUAGGAAUUCUCCAUGUGAAGGUUCUGAAGGCUAUGAAUCUUAGAAAGAAAGAUCUGCUGGGUGCAUCAGACCCUUAUGUAAAAGUAAAGCUCACCGAGGAUAAGCUUGCAUCAAAGAAAACUAAGGUGAAGCAGAGGAAUCUGAACCCUGAAUGGAACGAGGAAUUUAAUCUGGUUGUUAAAGAUCCAGAAACCCAAGCUUUAGAACUUCAAGUUUUUGAUUGGGAGCAGGUUGGCAAGCAUGACAAAAUGGGUAUGAAUGUUGUCCCUUUGAAAGAACUUCCCCCAGAUGAGCCAAAAGUUGUGACUCUUGAUCUCUUGAAGAAUAUGGAUCCCAAUGAUGUCCAAAAUGAAAAGUCACGUGGAAAGCUGGUCGUGGAAUUGACAUACAAACCUUUCAAGGAAGAGGAUAUUCCAAAAGAGUUCGAUGAGUCAGGUACUGUUGAAAAGGCUCCAGAAGGGACACCUGCUAGUGGAGGCAUGCUUGUGGUUAUAGUUCAUGAAGCACAAGAUGUCGAAGGAAAGCAUCACACCAAUCCGUAUGUACGCAUCCUUUUUAGAGGAGAAGAGAAAAAAACUAAGUAUGUAAAGAAGAAUAGAGAUCCAAGAUGGGAGGAAGAAUUUCAUUUCAUGCUUGAUGAGCCUCCCACUAAUGAUAAGCUUCAUGCGGAAGUACAAAGUGUUUCUUCAAAGAUUGGCUUAUUACAUCCCAAGGAAAGUUUGGGCUAUGUGGAUAUCAAUCUGUCAGAUGUUGUUAACAACAAAAGGAUCAACGAGAAGUACCAUCUCAUAGAUUCAAAGAACGGACGGAUCCAAAUUGAACUGCAAUGGAGGACUUCUUCUUAACCCUAUGCAUUGUUUUCGUUUUUCUGGAGUGUCGCUUGGCGAUUGGGAUAGACAUAUGCAGAGAGAGAGAGAGAGAGAGAGAGAGAGAGAGAGAGAGAGAGAGAGAGAGAGAGCUAUUAUGAUGAUUGUUUCAUGUUGUGUGCUUGUUGUUUGUGUACAUUAAUAAUAGCUUCAAAAGUAUAAACGUUGCCCUGUAACUUUGUAUUCUUGCCCUGUAAUUUCGUAUUCUUGCCAGAUCACCCCAGAAAUUUGCGGAGUACAUUUGCAGUUGCUCAUGAUCAA